AGCAUAUUCCCAUUAUCUAUUUAUACUAGUAUUAAUAAUCUGCAAAUGAAUGCAUAUAUAAGUUCAUAUGAUAUGAUAUCGCGUUCACUCCAUCAUAUUUGAUUUGCAUCUAUAUUAUGGAGAACCAGAUCAGAUCAUGGGUGAAACAAGCGAUAGAGAACGAAGGCUUUUCGAGCUACGAUGUGAAAUUGAGUGACGGUAUCAAAAAUGGAGACGGGUUUGUUGGUCAAGUGAUUUUUGCGAGGGUUACUGGUGUUACUGAGAGUGGCGAGCCGAAACAGCUGCAUUUGGCUCUGAAGCUAUCUAAGGACAACGCCGCGUUUCGGGAAAGCAUGGGCGAAUCGGCAUUCCAUCAGGAAAUAAUUAUGUACGAAGACGUUUUCCCUGCGUUUCAAACGUUUCAGCAUCAAAAACAGAUACGCGCCCCAUUUUCUGCACACCCCAGGUGUCUAAAAUGCCUAAAGCUGGAAAACAAAGAAAUCCUGGUGUUGGAAGACCUCAGAUCUGGUGGCUAUGCGCUUCACGACAAGAAGAUCUGCAUGAACCUAGCCCACUCUAGGAUGGUUCUUCGAGAGUACGCAAGGUUGCAUGCCCUGUCGUUCGCGCUACGUGAUCAAAAUAGGCUCUUAUUCGACUCGUUGACCAGAAACAUGAAAGAUCCGUUUGUAGACUUCUUAUCAGCUCCUGCGACCAGGAAAGCAAUGAAUAUCGGGAUUCAACAGGCGCUUGAUCUCCUGAAGAAGUCUGGCGAUGAAGACUUGUAUAAGAAGUAUGAACAGUUGACGAAAGGUGGCGCCGAUAGAUUGGUGGAAGCGGUAGCAACUAUAGACGAGAAAGCUGUUAUUGUCCAUGGAGACUGCUGGAAUAAUAAUUUCAUGUUCCAAUAUAAGAAUAACGAUAAAACAUCUCCAUCCUCCGUGAUGAUCCUAGAUUGGCAAUUUUCAAGCUUGAAGUCACCCACAUACGAUCUAGCCUAUUUUCUCUACCUGACGAGUUCAAGAUCUGCAAACUUGUUCCACCAGUUUCUACAAGAAUAUCACGAGCACCUCUCCGACUUUCUGAUACAGUUGGGCAGCAGUCCCAGUCUUUACACAUUUGAAGACCUCCAAAAGCAUUGGAGGACUGCCCAGACCUUCGGAAUGUUGUUUAUGCCUACAGCCUUCAAGUUCGUCGUAGGAGAGGAGGAGAAUCUCCCCGAUUUCGCGCGUAUGGAAGAAGGAACGGCUCUGGGUGAUCUUCUGAGUCUGAUUCCAAGGCCCGAAAAUAAGGAAUAUUAUGAAAGGUUGAAGUGUGCUAUACAGUAUGCAGAAUUGUAGAUAAUAAUAAUAAAGGUCUAAAUUUAAACCGAAUUUAUAAAUUUUACUAUGUAAUCAAACAUCUUAAUGAACAAAUUCAAGUUACUACUUUUAAUACAGGGGUGUAUUCCAGUGGCGUAGUUGCUUUGGUAAGAGCUGCUAAUAACUUUUUUAUUUUUCAAAAUGCUGGGAGACACUGUUUUUCAUCUUUUAUCUGGAAUUUUUUAUUUUUCUCAUUCAGCGUUGGCG
This is a messenger RNA of Acanthoscelides obtectus, 1544 nucleotides long. The record is from the annotation of a GenBank genome assembly. Lineage: Eukaryota; Metazoa; Arthropoda; Insecta; Coleoptera; Chrysomelidae.